UGCAACUUCACUGUUGUUGCUGGCGCCUCGAACUCUUCAUACAGACAACAUCCAAAGGUAGACGGAAUAGUUUGCAUCCGAUCAAGGUUCGGCGGAACAGAAAAGGAUUAAAAAGAAAACGGACUGAAACGAAAUGGCUAUGGAUAGCACAAGGACAUCACCAGAAAGCCACCCGUGGAUGGUCUACAUCUCGACACUGUUUGCAUCAGUUCUAGCCCUUCUGAUAGGUUACAACCAAGCAAUUAUUUCGGGGGCCAUGUUAUUCCUAGUUGAUACCUAUCAACUUGACACGUUGUGGCAGCAAUUAAUAGCAACAUCCAAUACCGCGGGAUGCGCAUUUGCACCUUUUCUAACUGGGUAUCCUGUCCAAAUAUUUGGAAGGAAAAAGAUGAUCCUUGCGUCAAAUGCGUUGGUGUGUAUUGGCGCCGUCAUAUCAGCAGCAGCUCCGACGAAAGAGGUGGUUCUCGUUGGACGAUUCGUGGCAGGAUUGGGAGGAGGAGCUAUAUCCCUCGUGGUGCCGAUGUACAUAUCGGAAUGUGCCCCCGUGGACAUCAGAGGGAGUCUGGGAAGUUUAACACAGUGUUUAAUUUCUGUGGGUGUGUUCCUGUCAUCAAUUGUAGCAGGCGCUUUCAGCGGAAUGGGGGCAGAAGCAUGGAGAUGGAUGUUUGCUUGUUCCUGCGCUAUCGACGUUGUACACUUUGUGGGAUUCCUCUUCCUUCCCGAGAGUCCCCGGUGGUUCAUGGACAGAGGAAGAGAGGAAGAAGCAGAAGCUGUCCUCAAGCAACUGAGGAGUAACCCGGAUGAAAUCACCAAGGAACUCGAUGACAUGAAGAAAAGUGUUGCAGAAGGAAAACAGUUGAAACGUCAUAAAGGGGACGGUUCCUCUAUCAUUGCUCGGGUGAUGAAAACUCCGCCUGUCCGUAGAGCAUUGAUACUUGGAAUUGGUCUGGCUAUGAUAACACAGAUCACAGGUGUGGCGACAAUCAUAUUCUACUCGGGGAUAAUAUUCAGAAGAGCAGGAUUCAGCGGAGCACGUGCAAUAUGGAUGACUACAAUACCUAGUGUAAUAAUGGCUGUGUCAUCUUUCGCCGUUACGUGCUUGAUUGAGAGAUUUGGCCGGAAACAUCUGUAUCUUGGAGCCCAAAUAGGUCAGUUGAUUGCCUUGGUUAUUCUUGGACUUGGUUUCUUCCUCUCAGCAACUAAUUCUCCCGCUGUCAGCGAUGACAUUCAGAUAGCCAUCAAUAACGCUACGUCUACACCCAUGUGUAAUUUCAGAACAUGUGAGCAAUGCAUCGACUCUUCACAAUGUGGCUUCUGCUACGACGUACUCUCAAGAGCCUCGUGUGUACCCUUGUCGGUAAACGGCAGUGCUACAGCGGGGAGAUGCUCUUCCUCCGUCUCUUUUAACAGUUCAGACUUCACCCUGGAGACACAAUCCUGCCCAAGUGAUUAUAAAUGGAUUCCAGUGAUUGGUUCUUCGCUAUAUCUGGCUGUAUAUGGCUCUGGUGUUGGUGUUAUCUAUGUCGUGAUAGCUGAAAUAUUCCCUAUGUGGGCACGUGGCACAUGUAGUUCCAUAGCUACUGCAGCUAUAUGGAUGAGUCAGACCUUGUCUGUUUCACCUUUCUGACUGUGGCUGAAGCUAUCACUGUAUAUGGUAUGUUCUGGCUGUAUGCGGGGUGCGCCUUACUUGCUGCUAUUUACAUACUGAUAUUCAUGCCGGAAACAAAAGGGGUGCGACUGGAGAAAGUUGGACUACUGUUCUUGACAGACGGCGAGAAGGUUGCACUGCGAAGAACCGAAGUGGACUCAGAUACAAAUCUCUUUAGUGAAUGAAUAUGUAUCAACUGGCCAAUGCCUCACAUUCAUUCUACGGAAAAUGGCCAAAUUUUGCCACUGACUGUACACGUUGUUCUUAUCCCUAUAUUCAUAUUCCGGAGUCAAAGGUGAUAACUGACUUUGCGAGGUGCGAACACAUUCAAUACGGGAAAAGUGCCAUCUUUUUUAAAGCAAAUGCAAGCAAAAUCAAACGUGGAAUCCGAUUUCGUAAUAAAUGUAUUCGAUUUUGUCAUAAUUUAACGGGAAAAAAUAUAUAACACCCAUGAAACGAAUACUUGAGGAUCACAAUCCCAGUUACAUGUAGAUACCACACAAUAUUCAUAAUCAAGGACAUCCCGAUUAUGUCGUGGAUAUAAUUUACAAAGUUUUCAUGUACAGAAUUGAAUAAAUGACUGUUUCAAUUUUAAA
Molecule: messenger RNA, 2244 nt
Organism: Haliotis rubra (blacklip abalone)
Lineage: Eukaryota; Metazoa; Mollusca; Gastropoda; Lepetellida; Haliotidae
Product: proton myo-inositol cotransporter-like
Exons: 10
Coding region: 134-1627 (497 amino acids)
Biological process (GO): transmembrane transport
Cellular component (GO): membrane
Molecular function (GO): myo-inositol:proton symporter activity
Source: RefSeq, a predicted model, not a curated record